Paramuricea clavata is the source of this 900-nucleotide messenger RNA. The record is from the annotation of a GenBank genome assembly. Lineage: Eukaryota; Metazoa; Cnidaria; Anthozoa; Malacalcyonacea; Plexauridae.
AUGAUCCGUUCAAGCUUUAUUUGUUUACUUUUGUCCUGUGUUAUAUGUUCAUUUUGUGAAAAGGAUUUUGUGUCCCUUGGUCGACAUCAAUGGCGUUGUAAUAACAAGAUUAAUGAUCGUAAUUCAAAUGUUUAUUCUAACCAUUCCGCAUCACAUGGAAUAAAUGCGGAGCCCGUCAUCACUCCACCAACUACAGCCGCUGUUAAAAAGUCGGGAACAAAGUGUUGUUGCGGAAAGGUUUGUAAAGGAACUCGAGGUUUAAAAAUGCAUCAACGUAGUUGUCGGGUCAUCAUGGGACUAAAUAAAGAGCUAUUAGAAAAUGUAUUUGAACAGGAAGAAAGCAACAACAACUGUGCUGGAGACCUAGAUGAUAUUGACACCACCUCAGUCUACAAUACUAAUCAGGAGGAAGAAUAUCCUGAGUUAAAAAAUGGUAUAAAUCUUCCUAAAACCAAUUCAGAAUGGCUAACGGCUAACGAACAUUUCAAAUUUUCACUAAUGUCUAAUCCACCAAUCACAAGUGACGAUUUAAAUACAUCAAUUAAACUACUAAAUGACACCAUUUACACCUACUUUGCUGGAAACUUCGGGUUUGUGGAACGUCUGCCGGAUAAAUUACUCAAUGAUAAAUACAAGAAUCACAGCAUAAAGGACUUGAAGAAAGCAUUGAAACUACUUAAAAUAUCCAACUCUGAUCUUGCCGAAAUUAAAUAUGUCUCUCGUCUCGUGCGAAAUAAGCUCAAAUAUAACACAACUAAUGAUAACAUGCAUAAUAGUACCAACGAGUCGUUUAAACACGAUAAAUACUUUGAACGUAAUUUCUGGGGAUAUGUCAAGAAAGUCAUAAAUUGCAGCGAAUCAAUUCUCCCUGCCUUCAAUAUGGACGACUGUUUAAUUUAA